Suillus bovinus is the source of this 648-nucleotide messenger RNA. RefSeq lists its product as uncharacterized. The record is from RefSeq and is a predicted model, not a curated record. Bases 1 to 648 code for a protein of 215 amino acids. Lineage: Eukaryota; Fungi; Basidiomycota; Agaricomycetes; Boletales; Suillaceae. The transcript has 3 exons.
AUGAAUGAGAAGCUUCAUGGCCCCCUCAAAGAGGCCUACGAGCGCCAGUCAAAUGGAAAGGACGUCGCUGACCAGAUACUGCAUGUUGACACGCGCAAAUUCGCAGCCAAAAUGUUGAGAGCGCACGUGGACAUGCUUGACGAGCAGCGCACAUUUGCAGGAGAGGGCAAUGAUGACGAUGAAGACCUGAAUCCUGUUGCUUUCGAGGGGCACAUCAAACUUGGUUCAAUGCAACAGCCUGUAGCCAUCCAAGACACCGAGACCCACAGCGGCCAAUUGGAUUGUGCAUUUCAAGGCUUUCGUAAGAAGUUUUCUGAUUUUAUCAACAACUCAUUACCGACGUAUGGAUAUCAACUGGAAAGAUGGGUCACCAUACCGACAAACUUCUUGAUUCGUGAACAUCGCUUUCUCAAAGUUCACUACGAGUCUACCGUCGACUGGAAGCAAACUACCAACUACCUUCAAUGCACUCCAGGCUUCCAUGGGCAACUGCACUAUGACUGUACACUUAUACAACUUGUUACGACUUGGAUAGUAUCUGUUGGCGACGCUCAAACAGAGCUUGUGUCGUCAACGGUCUGUGGACGUCCUUGGGCUAGCCCAAGGUUAGGGGUCGUACUUGGUGUGUCUUCGGCAAGUACGAUUUAA